Rhopilema esculentum is the source of this 3973-nucleotide messenger RNA. NCBI's taxonomy places the organism in Eukaryota, Metazoa, Cnidaria, Scyphozoa, Rhizostomeae, Rhizostomatidae. The record is from RefSeq and is a predicted model, not a curated record.
GUUUGUUACAGAAUCUUUUUAAAGUAGUGCUUCAUAAUUCUGCUUAAUUCUUUCUUUUGUCAAAAAAACAAGACAGUCAUAUGAACAGGAUAAUUAUACUUUAAUUCAAACUCUGUUUAGAAAGAAAUCCAUUUUCUACCACAAACUAUCAUUAGCAAGCCUUUUCAGAUUGUAUAUAUUUUUGAUGACUUUUUUCUACUUUGAGCAGCCAUUUAGGUCUACUUUUGCAACCUAAUAAAUAUUGUUGGCAAACCGUUUGGUGAAAAUAUUUUCACAAGUGAAGAACUGCCCGCAUGUAUGAGCUUACGAGGGGUAUUGCCCAUUUAACAAUUACUUGGUAAAGAAUCCUUCAAGGCCUAAGGGGUGCUAAAACUUUCAAGGUAUUAGGGUAUCAUCUUCCCACGACAGCCUUACAUUUGAUCUUCUAAAUAUGUGGCGAUUGCCAAUUCUAAUAACGCUUUGUUUUCAUAAGCAGCUGGAACUUUUAGUCAAGGAUACUUAGACUUAUUUAGAAACUAACUUUACCGUAAGUGCUCUUCCUGUCUGUAAAUGCUCUUGAUUACUUUUUUCCCUUUGUAUGAUGCAUAGCAUGUAUCUUUGAUUAUUGUUCGUUUGAAGCUUGUUGAAGCUCUCUAUAUUUUUUAACGUUUUUCAGUUUGGCAAUCCAAUUUGUUUAUCUGGCAUGUUGCUGUUGUAAUGUUGGCCUUUUGGGUUGAUAAAUCUAGGGAUUAAGGAAUGACGUGAAUAGCUACCACUUUACAUAAAAAGCUAUCAUUAGAGUAUAAUUUUUCUGCCAUUUUGUCCUACAUUCAUCUGCAUCAGUAUCUCUGACCAUCUACUUUCCGAUGUCUUGUUGCUUGAAAAUUUUUAGUGUAAUCUUGCGCUAUUGCACAAAUAUUUUGCGAGUAAGUGCAUUAUUUUUUAAUGCUAAGUGAUAAAUUUAAACCAGGCGCCAAAUCAUCUGACACUCAUUUUAUUCUUUUUUUUCAGUGGAAGCUAAAGACAGAUGAGACCGGGUUCACUGCUUGUGAAUUAGAUAAUAAUGUCGUAGAUGGUUACGUUAUAACACCAUUUGUCAUUACAAAUCCAGCCAAACAAAUAACCCUCAGAAUAACUUAUACUUUGAAUUGCUGUUUAACCAAAUUGUCCAUUGGUGUCUAUGUCCUUUUGGGCUCAGGUGAAAUAUCUGCGCCAAGUGCUGAAAGCUUCAAAUACAUUUCUGCUUUAAAGAAUACCACAUCAAUGAAUCCUUCAUCUAGAGUACAGUUUAAAUCAGUUUUUACCAUUGGAAUGGAAGGAAGGACUGGACUUUUUAUUGCUUUCAGAGAUCAAGGAAUUUGUGGAAGACUUGAUUCAUUUCAACUCAGUUACAUAGAAUGUCCAAGCUCAGCUGGGGAAUUUAUGUCAUUUCCACUUAAAACUGCAGCUCCAAACAGCACAGUUUCAGUCCGAAAGGUGCUUGGAACAUGCUUUACCAAUGCUGAUGUCCAAGUUUCAGAAGCAGCUAAUUACAUGUUUUGUUAUACAAAUGGUUCCACCAAGGUGAAUGGUGGCUGUCGUUGCAUUGCUGGAUAUGAAAAUCAUUCCUUUACCAGUUGUAAUGAAUGUCCCGCAAAGAGUUUCAAAAGUGUUGCUGGUAACUUUAAUUGUACCAGAUGUGGUGCAAAUGUUGAGGACGGACUGAAGCCCAGGACAACACCUUGUAAAUGCAACAAUGGAUAUUACAGGCCACUUCGAUCUAAAAGUGUUCCAACUGUCGACUGUGAAGCGCCACCAUCUGCUCCAAAUGUCGUUAGGGCAAAACAGAUUGGGUCAAAGUGGAUCUUAUUAGAAUGGACGGUCCCCAUGGACCAGGGGACUGGAGACAAACCGAGUUACACGAUAAAAGCAAGCUGUACUAAAUGUAAUACUCCACCUGACUUUACAACAUCUAACCUUCUUUUCAAUGUCACCGGGCUGAGCGCCUACACACGGUAUGACAUCAGAGUUUAUUCCAUCAACAAUGUCACUGCUGCCAUCGGCUUCGACAAGGCUCAGUACAACAGCACUUCGGUUUUGACUGGAUCAGGAUUGCCUUCGGAGGUUCAGAAUCUUACUAAAAGGACAAACUCUGAUGCAUCAGUGACAAUUUUAUGGAACGAGCCAUUGACAAAGGGUGGUGAUGAUCUGCGAUAUUUUGUCACUGUUAAUGGCGAAAAGGGAAUGUUUACCACCAAGCUGAAAUACACUGUUAAACAAGAGCCAGAAACGAAGAAGUAUACUGUGUCUGUAAAGUCACACACGAGCGCUGGAUUUUCCAAAGAAGAAGUUAUCAGAUUUGAAAUUAAAGGAAAAGGCAUUUCACUGACUUUGGUCAUUGCUGUCGUAGUCACAUUGUUUGUCUUACUGUUGAUUGCUGGCGCUUUCGUUGUAUAUUUCUACCGAAGGCGACAUCCAAAGCAUCUUCAACCUGUUCGACUUGAAAACGGGGAAGUGAUUCUCCCAAGUGGAAAAGGCGUUCAGGUUUAUAUUGAUCCGACGACAUAUCAAGAUUUGGAGGACGCUGUGCAGCAGUUUGCUAACGAAUUAGACCGAAGCUGGAUCAAGCUAGAUCGUCUGAUUGGUGGAGGUGAAUUUGGUGAUGUGUACAAAGGAACUAUGGAAAAACCCUCUGAAAAAGCACAAAUUGUUGCCGUCAAGACACUCAAGUCAAAUGCAAAUAAGAAAGCAAGAGAUGACUUUUUGGGAGAAGCAAUGUAUAUGGGACAAUUUGAUGACCCAAAUGUCAUAAAUCUCGAGGGUGUGGUCGUUAAAGACCGUCCCAUAUUGAUUGUCAUCGAAUUCAUGAGCAAUGGAUCGCUUGACUCCUUUCUACAAGAAAACGAUGGUAAAUUUACUCCACUCCAGUUACUAGGAAUGGCAAGGGGUGUGGCGUCUGGAAUGAAGUAUCUUUCUGAAAUGAGCUACAUUCACAGGGAUUUGGCAGCCAGGAAUAUUUUAGUAAAUGAUGACAUGGUUUGCAAGGUUGCUGAUUUUGGAAUGAGCAGAGAAUUGAGCGAGGAAGAUACAUAUAACACAACCGGUGGCAAGAUCCCUGUUCGAUGGACAGCACCGGAAGCAAUCCAGUUUAAGAAAUUCACCAUUGCCUCGGAUGUUUGGAGUUAUGGUAUUCUGCUUUGGGAGAUAAUGUCAUACGGAGAAAGGCCAUAUUGGGACUGGGGCAAUUAUGAGGUGCUUGAACGUCUGGCUUCUGGCUACAGACUUCCUCCGCCAAUGAGCUGCCCUAAAGUUGUGCACGAUCUUAUGUUAUCUUGCUGGCACAAAGAUCGCGUGAAAAGACCAAAAUUUAAGGACAUUCGUGGCACGAUUGAUAAGUGGAUCCGGAGUCCGGAGUUGCUGAAACACGAAGAAUCGGUUGUGACAAGGCGUGACACUAAUUUGGAUUACGCGUCAAUGAAGACCUUAAAAGAAUGGCUUGAUUCGAUUGGGAUGUCGCGAUACAUCGAGAACUUCACUAAAAAGGGCCUAGUCACACCCCGACAGAUCUUAGAACUCACGGAUCCAGAUCUGAAAGAUAUAGGAAUUGAAGCUGUUGGCCACCGAAACAAAAUUAUGAAGAACAUCAAUUUGACGAAAGGCCAGUUGAUUAGAACAAAAUCCAUGGCAAUCUAAGCGCUGUGAGGGUGGUAAGAUCCCUGUCAAAUGGACAGCACCGGAAGCAGUCCAACUAAAGAAAUUCACUAUUGCUUCGGAUGUUUGGAGUUAUAGAAUCCUGCUUUGGGAGGUAAUGUGUUACGGAGAAAGGCCAUAUUGGAACUGGGGCAAUAAUGAGGUACUUGAACGUCUGACUUCUGGCUUCAGACUCCCUCCGCCAUGAGCUGCCCUAAAGUUGUGCACGAUCUUAUGUUAUCUUGCUGGCACAAAGAUCGCAUUAAAAGACCAAAAUUUAAGGACAUUUGUUGUAUGUUUGAUAAGUGGAUCCGGAGUCCGGAGU